Molecule: messenger RNA, 469 nt
Organism: Pelecanus crispus (Dalmatian pelican)
Lineage: Eukaryota; Metazoa; Chordata; Aves; Pelecaniformes; Pelecanidae
Source: RefSeq, a predicted model, not a curated record
AACAAGAAGAAAACUUUGAGUUUAUCAUUGUCUCUCUCACCGGCCAGACUUGGCACUUUGAAGCUACCACAUAUGAAGAAAGAGAUGCAUGGGUACAAGCCAUAGAGAGUCAGAUCUUGGCCAGUUUACAGUCAUGUGAGAGCAGCAAGAACAAGUCCCGCCUGACGAGUCAGAACGAGGCCAUGGCCCUUCAGUCCAUAAGGAACAUCAGAGGCAAUUCCCACUGUGUGGACUGUGAAGCACAGAACCCCGACUGGGCCAGCUUGAAUCUGGGAGCCCUCAUAUGUAUCGAAUGCUCAGGUAUACACCGAAACCUUGGCACACACCUCUCCCGGGUCCGCUCUCUCGACCUGGAUGACUGGCCUAUAGAGCUCAUCAAGGUGAUGUCUUCUAUUGGGAAUGAGCUGGCAAACAGUGUCUGGGAGGAGAGCAGCCAAGGCCACAUGAAACCUUCAUCAGACUCCACAAG